GCUUGUCUUGCUUUUUCAGUUUUGCACGUCUUGUGCUUUUGAAGCUCGUCAAUGUGAAUUUCUUCAAAAACAAAUUUUAAUUUUGUGCUCCGGUGCGGAUAGAGAGUUCCAUCAUGAGCGCAUUAAUUAAGGUCGCUGUAUCAAAGAGCCCGGCAUCAUUGGCUACAUACCUGUACAGAAACCUGCAUCUUUCUGUUGGAGGAGCCCGACCUGCGAAAGAUGCCUCAACAAACAGCAACACAACAAAAGCAUACACAGUUAUAGACCACAAGCAUGACGCAUUGGUUAUUGGAGCAGGUGGUGCCGGACUCCGAGCUGCAUUUGGAUUGGUACAAGAGGGAUUCAAGACUGCUGUAGUCACUAAGCUGUUCCCAACGAGAUCCCACACGGUGGCAGCCCAAGGUGGCAUCAAUGCUGCUCUAGGCAACAUGGAAGAAGACAAUUGGUUAUGGCACAUGUACGACACUGUGAAGGGAUCUGACUGGCUCGGAGAUCAGGACGCAAUUCACUACAUGACUCGGGAAGCGCCGCACGCGGUGAUCGAGCUGGACAACUACGGCAUGCCGUUCUCCCGCACUCCCGAGGGCAGGAUCUACCAGCGCGCCUUCGGAGGACAGUCCCUCAAGUUUGGGAAGGGCGGACAGGCGCAUAGGUGCUGCGCUGUGGCGGACAGAACGGGCCACUCCCUGCUGCACACGCUGUACGGCCAGUCACUGCGCUACGACUGCGAGUACUUCAUCGAGUACUUCGCCAUGGACCUGCUGAUGGAGGACGGCGUCUGCAAGGGCUGCAUCGCGCUCAACCUUGAGGACGGAACUCUGCACAGGUUCCAGGCCAAGAACACGAUCCUGGCGACGGGCGGCACGGGCCGCUCGUACUUCAGCUGCACGUCCGCGCACACGUGCACCGGCGACGGCACCGCCAUGGCUACUCGAGCUGGGCUACAGAACGAGGAUAUGGAGUUCGUCCAGUUCCAUCCCACUGGUAUCUACGGCGCCGGCUGCCUGAUAACGGAGGGUUGCCGCGGAGAAGGUGGAUUCCUGGUGAAUGCCAAGGGUGAGCGGUUCAUGGAGCGGUACGCGCCCGUCGCGAAGGACCUCGCCAGUCGGGACGUCGUCUCUAGAGCCAUGACCGUCGAGAUCAUGGAAGGCCGAGGCUGUGGUCCGGAGAAAGACCACGUGCACCUCCAACUCCACCACCUGCCCCCGGACCAGCUGAAGCAGCGGCUGCCCGGCAUCUCCGAGACGGCCAUGAUCUUCGCCGGUGUUGACGUCACCAAGGAGCCCAUACCUGUGUUGCCGACCGUACAUUACAACAUGGGAGGCACGCCUACUAAUUACAGAGGAGAGGUGCUGACGCACCGCGACGGCUGCGACCGCGUGGUGGCGGGGCUGUUCGCGGCGGGCGAGGCGUCGUGCGCGUCCGUGCACGGCGCCAACCGGCUGGGCGCCAACUCCCUGCUCGACCUGGUCGUGUUCGGCCGCGCCUGCGCGCUCACCAUCGCUGACAUCGCCAAACCGGGCGAUGCGCAGGCGCCACUCAAAGAUUCGACCGGAGAGAACAGCAUCGCGAAUCUGGAUCGCGUGCGAUACGCGAACGGCAGUAUCCCCACGGCGGACCUGCGCCUGCGCAUGCAGAAGUGUAUGCAGAAGAAUGCUGCCGUCUUCAGGCAGCAGAGCACCCUGGAAGAAGGUCAAAAGCAAAUCCACGAGAUCUACAAUCAGAUCGGCGACGUGAAGGUGUCGGACCGGUCGCUGAUCUGGAACAGCGACCUGGUGGAGACGCUGGAGCUGCAGAACCUGCUGCUCAACGCCGUGCAGAUCGUGGAGGGCGCGCUGGCGCGGCAGGAGUCGCGCGGCGCGCACGCGCGCGAGGACUACAAGACCAGGCGCGACGAGUUCGACUACUCCAAGCCGCUGGAGGGACAGUCGAAACUGCCGUUCGAGAAGCACUGGCGGAAGCACACGCUGGCGCAGACGGACGUGCAGAGCGGACAGACCACGCUGACGUACCGCCCCGUCAUCGACCAGACCCUCGACACGCAGGAGUGCGAGACUGUGCCGCCCGUCAUCAGGACCUACUGAGGUAUAAUUUUAAGACGAUGCUGACCGAGACGAUCAGUAUUCAGCACCACUCGAUCACUCGGAUGUUCAUUUAAAUCGCGAUUAUUUAUAUCAUAUUAUUUAUUAUAGUGAAAUGCCUGUCGAAGCGCCACAAGUAUGAAAAACCUCCGCUAACAUAACCUCGAAAGUACAAAAGGUAGUGCCACGUACUACUCCACCAUUUGUACUUUUAUUCUACGAAAAGAAAUAGCUUUUAUUGCUGUCAUAUUUUUCUGUGAAUAUCAGCAUUUAUUACGAAUUAAACGCGCUUUAGAUGCAACUCGUACUUAACGAUUCUGCAAGAAUGUUUUUCGUAUUUCGAAAACGUAUUUGUAACACUAGUGUAAAAUGUAGUUGGAAACUUUUAUAUGAAUCGAAAUUGUGUAAAUAUCGGUAUCAUAAUCAUAAUUUUUUGAUGUAUCUGAUUUUAUGUUUCUGUCCUCAUGUUAGAGUUAUGAUAUUGCAACCUUCUGAUUUUAAGACUAGGAGAGCAAAUGUCAGAUCUCCCCACCAAAACUAAUCUCAACAUAAACUUUUAAAUUAUUUUAAUUCAACAACGAAUGAGAUGUUGCUGAUAAAAGACUGCAAACUUAAUCAUGCAUGAAAAUAUUGCUAAUGGUUUUAACAUGACGUAAUAUACCUACCUCAUCUCCUUGUUCUAAUCACAUAACAAUAAACUAAAAUGUAAAUCAAAAUUUUAUCCCAUUUGUGUGAAUUCUACUCCGAUUUCCGCAGUAUUAUACGAAUUUUGUUUUAAAAAACUUGAUUAUGGUACAACUUAGUAGAAGUUAAGGAUACAGAUUUGGUAUAAGCAGAAUAAGUAUAUGUGAAUAUAAUGAAAUUAUGUUA
Molecule: messenger RNA, 2951 nt
Organism: Plodia interpunctella (Indianmeal moth)
Lineage: Eukaryota; Metazoa; Arthropoda; Insecta; Lepidoptera; Pyralidae
Gene: SdhA
Product: Succinate dehydrogenase, subunit A (flavoprotein)
Exons: 13
Coding region: 114-2084 (656 amino acids)
Biological process (GO): mitochondrial electron transport, succinate to ubiquinone; tricarboxylic acid cycle
Molecular function (GO): electron transfer activity; succinate dehydrogenase (quinone) activity; flavin adenine dinucleotide binding
Source: RefSeq, a predicted model, not a curated record